AUGGCGGACCACACCCACACCCACCUAGUUUAUGAUUUCUGGAGCCAGUCUAACUCCGUCGCCCCAGAUAUUAAUCUUGAAGAUCAUCAACCACCCAUGAUCCCUGCAGCUAAACCAAAAGUUCCAUCUUCGUCUAGAAUGUUCUCUUGUCUCUAUUGUUCUAGGAAGUUCUGCACUUCUCAAGCACUUGGGGGACACCAGAAUGCUCACAAACGAGAAAGAGCCGCUUCUCGCCGGAAUAUGUUCUCCACCACCCCUACCGACUCUCAUCCUAACCCUAACAAUAACAAUAAUAAUAUGCUCCGAUUCCAUUUUCUUCAAAACAACAACAACAACAAUGAUCAGGAUAUGCCUCAACAACAGAACAUCAUCAAUGGUAAUUACCCCUACAAUAUGAGUAAUUACUGCUGCCAGCUCCAAGCCCCUCCUUCAAACAAUAACUUUAACCCUUUCUGUUCCUCCUCAUCCGGUUUCUAUCCUCCACCGAAUCAUGGAUAUUUUACUACUACUGGUGAUGCUCCUACUCUCUCAACUCCCCCCGUUGAUGAACACCAGCUGAAUCUCGACCUUACCCUUCGUUUGUAA
Molecule: messenger RNA, 585 nt
Organism: Solanum stenotomum
Lineage: Eukaryota; Viridiplantae; Streptophyta; Magnoliopsida; Solanales; Solanaceae
Product: zinc finger protein KNUCKLES
Exons: 1
Coding region: 1-585 (194 amino acids)
Molecular function (GO): DNA-binding transcription factor activity
Source: RefSeq, a predicted model, not a curated record